AUGACCGCGACACCCUUUCAGAAGGAGGCCUGGAUUGAGUAUGGCAUCGGUGUGAUUGUCAUUCUGUUUCGCCUGUUCGCCCGUUUCAAGGUCGUCGGAUUCAAGAACUGGCAAGGCGAUGACUACUUUUCCGUCAUUGCCCUGAUAUUCUGGACGGCUGAGUGCACCAUGUUGGAGCUCAUCGGCCAGUAUGGCACCAAUAUCGGCUUGACGGACGAACAGCGAGCGGCGUUGAGUCCGGCAGAGGAGGCCAGACUGGUCUUUGGGUCGAAGUGCCUGAUGGCAGGAUGGACUUGCUAUGUCACUCUGAUCUGGUCGCUCAAGGCCUGCAUGCUGUUCUUCUACAACCGUCUCACACUCGGUCUCACGCAACAGAAGCUCGUCAAGUUCAACGCGCUCCUUUGCGCCUGCACUUUUGUCGCAGUCAUCUUCACCAUCUUCCUCCACUGUCGCCCGAUCGAGAGACAUUUCCAGGUCUAUCCCGAUCCAGGCCUCAACUGCUCUGCGGAUUUUGUCAACUACAUUGUGAUUGCUGCGACAAACGUCUUAACCGACGGCAUCCUGCUCUGCAUCCCAAUUCCCCUCCUCCUCAAAGUUCGCCUACAACUGCGCCGCAAGCUCAUCAUCGGCGUCCUCCUCUGCGGCGGUGUCUUCGUCAUGGCGGCCACGCUCCUCCGCUGUAUCCUCUCCGUCAAAGACAUCAAUAGUAUCAACAACAGUACAGUCUGGGCUAUUCGCGAAACGUUCGUCGCCAUCAUCGCCGUCAACGCCCCCUGCAUCAAACCCCUCUUCAGCUCCUCCAUCUGGAUCCGCUCCUCCUCCAAAGACCCCUCCUCCGGCCGCGGCGCCUACGGCAAAAGCACCGGCGCCAGCUUCAAUCUGUCCAACAUGGGCCGCUCAAAGCACCACACACAACUGGAGUCGACGGCAUCCAAGACUGCCGGGCGGGACAGCGACGAGUUUGGGAUGCUGCGUGAUACGCAUAAUGGCAGUUCCGCGCAGGCUGGGCGAGGCGAUAAUAGCAGUUUCUCGGACGAGGAGAGCGGCAGGAAGGACGGCGGGAUUCAGGUUACGACUAUGUAUGAGGUUAGGAGGGAUGGGCAUUAA
Molecule: messenger RNA, 1107 nt
Organism: Aspergillus puulaauensis
Lineage: Eukaryota; Fungi; Ascomycota; Eurotiomycetes; Eurotiales; Aspergillaceae
Exons: 7
Coding region: 1-1107 (368 amino acids)
Source: RefSeq, a predicted model, not a curated record